AUGUAUGCUGAUGAAGACCCGUACUAUGUGGAUGAAUACAAUUGGGAUAUAUACUCUAUCGGAGAAGGAUCGAGUGUUUCCAUCCCCAAACCUCAAUCAAGGCAGCAGCAGAGACUAGAUGUUGCAAGGCAGCAGAGGAGAGCAGAUGCUGCACAAGGCAUUAUAAACAUCCACAAUGAUGCGUACAUGGGCAAGGAACCUUGUCGUACAUCCGCAUUGACUGGUGCGGCGUGGGUCGCUGAGUUGAACGUGGGUCACCCUAAACGUAUGUAUCAAUCAUUUCGUAUGAGCAAAAUCAAGUUUUUCACACUUUGUGAGUUACUGGAGAGCAGGUAUGGGUUGGAAGAGGGGGAAAGAAUUUCGGUGCAAGAGCAGGUAGCUAUCUUUUUAUGGAUUGUGGGCCAACGAGCGAAUGAUAAAAAUGCCCAAGAGCGUUUCCAACAUUUAGGGGAGACGAUAUCUAGGCGUUUCCAUAAUGUACUACAUUCCUUUAAUGCCAUGGCUAUCGAGUGGAUUAAACCUUGGUCAUGGCCUUGCGAAGAAGUGCAUUCGAAAAUACUAGGGAACAACAGAUACUACCCACAUUUUGCGGUAAUUUUCUACCUAAAUUUUCCCCAUAUCCACUUUUUGUAAUGUCAUCUGCCUAAUUUCCUUCCUAAUAUUUCGCAUUAAUACAUGAACGUAUAUUGUAGAAUUGCAUUGGAGCAAUUGAUGGAACUCACAUAGAGGCCCAUCCUGAUCUAGAGCAGCUAUUGCGAUAGAUUGGUCGGAAGGGAUAUCCAACACAAAACAUAAUGGUGGCAUGCGAUUUUGAUAUGUGUUUUACUUUUGCAUUAACGGGAUGGGAGGAAAGUGCACACGACACAAGGAUAUUCAAUGAUUGCUUAAGGAACCCAGAUUUC
Molecule: messenger RNA, 902 nt
Organism: Rhododendron vialii
Lineage: Eukaryota; Viridiplantae; Streptophyta; Magnoliopsida; Ericales; Ericaceae
Exons: 2
Coding region: 1-633 (210 amino acids)
Source: RefSeq, a predicted model, not a curated record